CUCAUUGAUGAUACAACAGUUCGCACAGGGCCUGGCACACAUGCUAAAGGCUCAGCAGUAUUGAUAAUCACCCACACUUACAAAGCACUAUGGGCCAGACACUGCUGUGCUUUCUUUACAGAUAUCAACUCAUUUAACCCGCCCUAAAAACCCUGAGGUUCCCAAAACUGGCAUAUCCUCAUGUUACAGAUACAGAAACUAAGACACAGCCGGGCUAAGUAAUUAAUCUAAGCUUACACAAAUAGCCGAGACAGAGCCAGGACUUAAAUCCAGGCAGCCUGUUUCACAGUCCCUGCUCAUAACCAUGGUGCUGUAUAGUUCCAAACAUCUUAACUAAUGAGGACAGCAUUAUUUCUCAAGGUGCACAGCACAGAGAACUUCAAAAAUUAGACUCUUAGUAAAACACCAUCUUUUUUUUUUUUUUUUUGAGACAGGGUCUUGCUGUGUUGCCCAGGCUGGAGUGCAGUGGCGUGAUCUGGGCCCACUGCAACCUGCACCUCUCAGGUUCAAGAGAGUCUUGUCUCAGCCUCUGGAGUUGCUGGGACUACAGGCAGGCGCCACCGCGCCCAGCAAAUUUUUUGUAUUUUUAGUACAGACGGGGUUUCACCAUGUUGACCACGCUGGUCUCAAACUCCUGACCUCAAGUGAUCUGCCCGACUCGGCCUCCCAAAUUGCUGGAAUUUAUUCCAACACCUCAUUCAUUCAUUCAUUCAUUCGAGACAGAGUCUAGCUAUGUUACCCGGGCUGGUCUCAAAGUCCUGGGCUCAAGGGAUCUUUCUACCUCAGCCUCCCAACGUGCUGAGAUUACAGGGACACGCCACCGCGCCAGCCCGAACAUCUUUAUCUUAAACCCAGAAAAGUGACAGAGGAGUGUCUCCCCUACAAGAUGAUAACCAGCCCUCCAGACCUGAGCCCAGGUGUGAUUCCAAGGCCCCUGUACUGGGGCCAGACAGGGAGACUCGCUCUCAGGGACUUCCCAACCAGCACCAUCUUCUCCCUGCGGGGAUGGCGAGGGAGCGCGGGCCGGCCCCGGCCCUGCCUCCGCGCUCGCGCUCGACGCUGUCCUGAAGCGCGCUCCCGGGGAGGUGUUGCAGCCAUGGCGACGGCAGCCGGCGCGACCUACUUUCAGCGAGGCAGUCUGUUCUGGUUCACAGUCAUCACCCUCAGCUUUGGCUACUACACAUGGGUUGUCUUCUGGCCUCAGAGUAUCCCUUAUCAGAACCUUGGGCCCCUGGGCCCCUUCACUCAGUACUUGGUGGACCACCAUCACACCCUCCUGUGCAAUGGGUAUUGGCUUGCCUGGCUGAUUCAUGUGGGAGAGUCCUUGUAUGCCAUAGUAUUGUGCAAAUGAGAAAACUGAUUCUGAGAGAUACUGAGUGAUUUGCCCAGGUCACAGCUGGCAUAAAGGCAUCACAAGUGGUCGGGCUCAGCUACUCUGGUUCCUACAGACUUUCUUCUUCGGGAUAGCGUCUCUCACCAUCUUGAUUGCUUACAAACGGAAGCGCCAAAAACAAACUUGAAGUUGUCUGAAAGCUUGCUCUACACUUUUACAUUCAUCCUCACCUUUUUUUUUGUGGGGUAGAGGAGGUGCAGUAAUUUACUCAGUGAUCUUUCUACUUUCUAGAAACUGUCCUUCAAAGCUCUUUAAGACCCCCUCGUUAGUCAGUUUUUUCUCUUAUAUGCUCUGGUUGAGCUUGAAUAGACCAGUUGUUACUUAAGAAAGAAACAGAGAAAGAUUUUAGCUUUUCAGUCCUAUUUGGCAGAGGACUUCAGCUACCUUCUUACAGUCUUUGGCUGUGUUGGUACCCUCGUGUGCUCUGAGCUAAGCCACAUACUAAAUUGACUUUUUGGUUUGUAUACCCUUGCUCCCGCCUUCUGAUGAAAACACCUUACCCUCACAACCACCAUCUUUCCUCUCCUUUCCAAAGCUCUUUCCACCUUGCUGCACUAAGAUAAAGUGACACUUCCACUAUAUGUCAAUUCCACACACAUUUAUUAGGUACCUGUGAGGUAGGAUCCUAUCCUCUCAAACUUCCAUUUCUCAUGCUACAGAGAAAGAUAAGGAAGAUGAGCAAGUGCCUGGAAUGGGGCAGGCUGAGCAGUCACACAGGCAUAGAGGCACGCUGAGAACCCGGAGGGGAGACUGCAGAGUGCCUUCCCUGAUGCUGCAGCCGGAAGUGAUCCUUCCCUCCACCUGGCCCCUGGGACACUGUGCUCUGCAGUGUGCAGGGCCUGAUGGCACUGCUAGAUUGCUCCUUCAGCUCAGGGCCACAGCUUAAACAGCUUUACCUUUCCCCUCAGUACCUGUCCCACUAUCUUGCACACAGGUGCUCUAACCAUGUUUAUUGAACAAAGGAGGGAAACUGAUUUCACUUUCACUUGUUCAUUAUCAUUCCAAUUUUUAUGUGAAAAUGGCAUAACCCGUUUGGGGUACCCUCACCCCAAAAGAAAAGCCCAAGUCUACCUUUGACUGGUACCACCUUUUUUGUGGUUUCCUUGGUGAGAAACCUUUAUCUUUUUCAUACCUUUCUAUUCUCAAUCACUUCUCCAAAAGUGUCUCUUUCCAGCGCUGAUUUAUUCAAAACACAAGCAUUUCUGUUUAGAGAUUCUAGCCCAUGGGUUAUCUGGCUAGUUAUUACCUCUCCUGUUCACUUAGUUAUACUUUAUUAUUGCUCACAGGUUGGGGAGGCAGAAUGACUCUGUCACCACUAGGAGCCAUUAGGGCUUCUUCCCUGGAGGACUGCCUGCUUGCUUUCUGGGGACACUAGCCCUCAUUUCCCUUCUGUGGUACAGUGGGGCAAAUUAUUUGUAUUAAGCAAACAUUUAUGGGAAACAACCCCCUCCCCAAAACGGAGCCCCCAAGUAAAGCACAACCCUGAAAGAUUAUGAACUAUGAAUUGUCUCUAGUAGAGAUAAAUUUCUGCAAAUAUAUCUCAGUCUUCCCUCUGUUUCUCUGGUGAUUAAGAAGUUCCUUUUUGGUAAGGAAAAGGAUUUUUAACCAUAGAGUUAGGCAUCAUGGAAAUUCAAACCAGAUUUCUUAAUACCUGGUCUUCCUCAAAGAGAAAUAAUAACAGUAAUAGUGGUGCUGGGAACAAUAUGGCAGAUUAUUGAAUGAAAUUGAUUAACUUGAAUAAAAUGCUGUGAAUUAUCUCUA
Molecule: messenger RNA, 3154 nt
Organism: Pan troglodytes (chimpanzee)
Lineage: Eukaryota; Metazoa; Chordata; Mammalia; Primates; Hominidae
Gene: TMEM254
Product: transmembrane protein 254
Exons: 5
Coding region: 887-1351 (154 amino acids)
Source: RefSeq, a predicted model, not a curated record